This is a messenger RNA of Darwinula stevensoni, 960 nucleotides long. The record is from the annotation of a GenBank genome assembly. Lineage: Eukaryota; Metazoa; Arthropoda; Ostracoda; Podocopida; Darwinulidae.
CUUUUCGCUUUUCAGGGGCGAUGAUCCAUCGCAGAGCCGGAAAUGGAGCCUCGGAUCGAAACACUCGUCUGCUUCGUCCUGUUCCUGAUCCCGAACACGGAGCCGAGGGCGACGCCAUCGGCUGAGGAAUUUUGCGAGCAUUUCUACCACCGACAGCCGGGAACGAGCAAACACCCGCAGUCCCACCAGGACUGCGGGCCGUGCCAGACAGGGUAUUUUGCGGAAGCAUGGACCGUGAACCGAGAGGAUGAAGUAUGCUUAAAACGUUCGGAUGAAAACGGAGAGAAAAGAGGAUCACCAUGGACUGUCAUCGGCCCCGUCUUUGCCGUUCUCCUCGUCCUCGCUCUGGCGAUUGGCUUUUGGGAAAGGGAAGUGGGGAUCGCUGGCUCGCGUCUCUGGAGAGAAGUUCUCCCGAAAGUCCGCUCAGCUCACCCACCUCCAGCCUACAAGGCAAGUCAGAUUUCCAGGUUAAACUUCAGCGUCCAAGGAUAUCCGCUGACUCUCCUGAACAGUGUUGUAGCUACAGUAGAUCUCCUUGGAAGGGGCAGAGACAACAUGGAGGGGCAACAUGAUGGGGUUGAUGGAGAAUUUUCUUCUCACACUUCCACCUCAGAAUUGGUAGAGGACACAUCUCCGAAAAUGUCAGACAAAUGGAAGGUGAGCAUUAAAAACAGCCUGGUACGAAAAGAGACUGUGAUCUAUCGUUCGCAUCAAGAAGUCAUUAAGAAGAAUUGGAAGGAUCUCAUCGAAUACAUGGACGUGAAGCAAGUAGAGAAUCACAUGAUAUCAGAAGACAAGUUACCUUUGAGCAAACGGCAGGAAUUCAACGCGACAAAAGAGGCGAAUAAGAGACGAAGCCUUCUACUCCAUUACGUGUGCGCCAUGGGUGAUGAUGUCUUCAAGGUUUUCAUGGAUGGUCUCACGCUGGCAAAGCAGCCACAUCUAAUCCAAAAGUUCUAA